Molecule: messenger RNA, 1309 nt
Organism: Selaginella moellendorffii
Lineage: Eukaryota; Viridiplantae; Streptophyta; Lycopodiopsida; Selaginellales; Selaginellaceae
Exons: 11
Coding region: 20-1186 (388 amino acids)
Molecular function (GO): metal ion binding
Source: RefSeq, a predicted model, not a curated record
UCAGGUGGGACUGGCGAGAAUGACGUCUGCUGUGCAAAGAAGUGGAGGGACAGCUUCUCAUCCAACCGAUUCAUUAGAUCUGGAGCUUGAGUCCAUGGCAGCUAGGAUUGAAGCAUCGUCCAGUGGUGGAAGUAUGGGUGUCGGCUUUCGUUGCCUUGAGGAAGACCUUAAAACUGUCUUCUCCAUAUUUUCAGAUGUCGUUCAAAGGCCAACAAUGCCUCGGGAGAAGCUAGAACUUGUUCGAGGACAGCUUUUGGGAUCCAUUUCCCGCAGAAAAGAUAAUGCUGAAACUUUGGCGACUAUAGAGCUGCAAAAGCUCUUGUACGGAGAUAAAAGUGUUUAUGCGCGUCUGCCCGAGGAGAACACUGUGGGAUCUAUUUCUCGCAAUGAUCUGAUUGCGUUUCACAGCCAUGUUUUUCGACCCGACUCAGCGGUAUUAGGAAUUUGGGGUGAUUUUGACUCGUCGACAAUGAAGUCACUAAUUGAAAAAGAAUUCUCGGCGUGGAGGACUCCAGAAAACAUUAACAAGUUUUUACCAGUAAAGAACGACACCAUGCCCGAGCCUGUAACCAGCGUUUCUGAGCCAAAGGUGUUCCUGGUGGAUCGUCCCGGCCUAACUCAAGGCUACGUUCGUAUGGGGGAGCUUGGAACUACCAUUGCGGAUCCUGAUGUGUUUUCCUUGGACGUUUUGAAUGGCGUGCUAAACGGUUUUGGAGGCCUCUUAUUUGACGAGAUUCGAUCAAAAGAAGGUCUGGCGUACUCAGUAUCCGGAGGAUGGAGUCCUUCGAUCGACCACAGAGGGGCAUUCGUUGCAGGAGGGGAGACGCAAGUUCAGUCGGUUCCCAGAUUCUUAAAGGCCAUCAAGACAGUUCUGAUGUCUAUUGUCGAGACACCUGUUUCUGAAGAAAAGCUGUCUCAAGCGAAAGAAGCCGCUCUAAAUUCUUUUGUUUUCAAUAUUUCAAGCAGAGAAUCGCAGCUGGGACGCAUUCUUAUCUACGAUCUAUUCGGAAUUGAUCAGAAUUUACCUUUCACGUACAAAAAAAGAGUGGAAGAAGUAACGACGGAUGAUAUUCUACAAGCCGCACGAAGGCACCUUCAUCCCGACUUGGAACCCAUCGUAGUUGUUACUGACGCUAAGGCACUGGGGCCUCAAACGCCAUCUUUUGUGCCACUGCGAGGACGAUAAAAGCUACACGCAAAGUAUUCAUGCGGCGAAUCCUGCUAAAGCACACGAAAUGGCUGCUUGUCAUCCAAGGGAUGAUGAACUUCCAUCCUUGUUAAGAGAGUGUGGUAGAGUGAAGGACUUGGA